Molecule: messenger RNA, 177 nt
Organism: Dovyalis caffra
Lineage: Eukaryota; Viridiplantae; Streptophyta; Magnoliopsida; Malpighiales; Salicaceae
Source: the annotation of a GenBank genome assembly
AUGUCGUGGCAGGAGCAGGGUCUGAUUGAUCCCGAACCCUACGCCCAUCAACCAACAAAGCCAAGUCAACGGCAUUUGGGGGAACUAGUAGAGUAUCUGAAUACGAGCCUUGUUCAACUGUGCCCACGGGACCCGGAAGCCCUCGAGGCAAGGCGAAAAGGAAGAGAUGCUCCCUAG